Pangasianodon hypophthalmus (striped catfish) is the source of this 7480-nucleotide messenger RNA. It is a transcript of the gene lamb1b, whose product is annotated as laminin, beta 1b. NCBI's taxonomy places the organism in Eukaryota, Metazoa, Chordata, Actinopteri, Siluriformes, Pangasiidae. The record is from RefSeq and is a predicted model, not a curated record. Bases 128 to 5446 code for a protein of 1772 amino acids. The transcript has 33 exons.
CUAUUUGAAUAGAUCUGGCAACCCUGCUCCGCCCGGGACUGUUCUCCUCGCGCUGGUUGUCACGCACAGCGGUUUGUGCGUGAGAGCAUCCGCACUGAGUUAUACUGCACACAAGCUGAGUGCAGCCAUGUGGAUUUUACACUGUGCCAUGAUUCUGGCAUUUGGUUCGGCUGUCCAGGCACAGCUUCUUCCUGAGGCCAACAAUAUGUGUUCAGAGGGAAGCUGUUACCCUGCCACAGGCGAUCUGCUGAUCGGCAGAGCUCAUCGCCUUACAGCCUCAUCCACCUGCGGACUCCACUCUCCCGAACCCUUCUGCAUCGUCAGCAACCUAGAGGCUGAGAAGUGUUUUGAGUGUGACUCUCGGAGUCUCUACAACGAGGUCACACACCCCAACAGCCACACCAUCGACAACGUGGUCACAACCUUUACUCCCAACCGUCUCGUAACAUGGUGGCAGUCUGAGAAUGGAGUGGAGAAUGUGACCAUUCAACUGGACUUAGAAGCUGAAUUCCACUUCACACAUAUCAUCAUGACCUUUAAGACGUUUCGUCCUGCAGCAAUGGUGAUUGAGCGUUCAUCAGAUUAUGGGCAGAGCUGGCAGGUGUACCGUUACUUUGCAUUCAACUGCUCAGCUUCUUUUCCACACAUCUCCCAGGGACCAGUCAAGAGUGUCGAUGAUGUCAUCUGUGAUUCCCGGUACUCUAACAUUGAGCCUUCAGCAGAGGGAGAGGUGAUUUUCCGAGCACUUGAUCCUGUAUUUAAGAUUCCUGACCCCUACAGCCAACGAAUCCAGAACCUCUUGAGAAUAACUAACCUGCGAGUGCGGAUGGUGAAGUUACACACUCUCGGUGAUGACCUUCUGGAUGGCCGAAAUGAGGUGAAGCAGAAGUAUUACUAUGCUCUCUACGACAUGGUUGUCCGUGGCAACUGUUUCUGUUAUGGCCACGCCUCCGAGUGUGCACCAGUGGAUGAGAGUGAGGCAGGGCCUGAAGGCAUGGUUCAUGGCCAUUGCAUGUGUAAUCAUCGCACAGCUGGAUUGAACUGUGAGAAGUGUCAAGACUUAUAUCAAGAUGCACCAUGGAGACCUGCAGAAGGUCGAAAUGCCAAUGAGUGCAAGCGCUGUGAGUGUAACCAGCACUCGUAUGUGUGUCACUUCGACAUGGCGAUGUAUGUGUCAUCGGGGAACGUGAGUGGAGGAGUGUGUGAUGAUUGUCAACACCACACACAGGGGCAGCACUGUGAGGGUUGCAAGCCUUUCUACUACCAGCAUCCUAACAGGGACAUAAGAGACCCUCGCAUCUGUGAACCAUGUGACUGUGACUUACGGGGCUCACUGAAUGGUGGUGUGUGUGACAGCGUGACAGACGUGAUGAGGGGACUUGUCGCUGGUCAGUGUCGCUGUAAGCAGAAUGUGGAGGGAGAGCGCUGUGAUCACUGCAAACAAGGAUACUACGGACUUGGCCAAGACCUGCUAGGCUGCCUCCCAUGCAGCUGUAAUCCUCUGGGCACUCUUCCUGGAGGAAGGCCCUGUGACACAGAUACAGGAAUGUGUUAUUGCAAACGCCUCGUCACCGGACGAAACUGUGACCAGUGUCAGCCUCAGCACUGGGGCCUCAGCACAGAUAAGGAUGGCUGUCGGCCAUGUGACUGCGAUCUUGGAGGAGCCCUGAACAAUGAUUGUUCUCCACAGACAGGGCAGUGUGUGUGUAGAGAGCACAUGUCUGGCAGGCGCUGUGACAACAUGAAGCCUGGUUAUUAUUUUGCUGCCCUUGACCACUACACUUAUGAGGCAGAGGAAGCAGCAUUCGAACCGGCAGUGACUGUGGUGGCGAGGCCUCUGCCUGCAGAUCGGCCCCCGACCUGGACUGGAAUUGGAUUCGCCAGUGUACCUGAAAGAGAAACACUGCAGUUCACCAUUGACAACAUCCCACAGUCUAUGGAAUAUGAAUUAUUGAUCCGCUAUGAACCUCAGUUGCCAGAUGUGUGGGAGCAGGUGAAGAUAGAUGUGAUACGUACUGGUCGUCCUUCCCCAUCUGCACACUGUUCAGCUCCUUACGCUGACCAACAGACCAUCUCACUUCCUCCAGGCUCCAGGUAUGUGGUACUGCCCAGGCCACUGUGUUUGGAAAAGGGCCAGAAAUACACAGUGAAAAUGAUUCUAGCACUUUUUUCAUCAAAUGAUCUUCAUCACCAGCCGCAUAUGCUGAUUGACUCUAUUGUGCUGUUGCCUGUGGUGCGAGAUCUGGAGCUGUUCUCAGGGGCAGCUGACAGAGAGGCAGCGUGGGAAAUGUUUCAGAAAUACCGCUGUCUCGAGAACAGUAAGAGUGUCCAGAAAACACCCAUGACCACCAUCUGCAGAGAAUACAUCUUCAGCGCAUCGGCCCUGCUGCACCAGGGAGCUAUGGAAUGUGAGUGUGACCCACUAGGCUCUCUCAGUACGGUGUGUGAAUCUAAUGGUGGCCAGUGCCCGUGCAGGCCAAAUGUGGUGGGCAGGAAGUGUGACAGCUGUGCCCCGGGUACCCUCCAGCUUGGACCCUCCGGCUGCAGGCCAUGUGAGUGUGACCCGUUGGGCUCAAAGAACACUUUCUGCAAUUCGACCACAGGCCAGUGCUUGUGUUUACCUGGUGUUUACGGACGUCAGUGUGCCCACUGUCUGCCCGGACACUGGGGCUUCCCACAGUGCCAACCCUGCUUCUGUAAUGGGCACGGAGAACACUGUCACCUUCACACAGGCCAGUGCUUGGAGUGCAGAGACCACACCACAGGAGAUCAGUGUGAGAGGUGCGAGAAAGGUUACCAUGGCAAUGCGUUACUAGGCAGCAGCGACCGCUGUCGACCCUGUAUGUGUCCCGAUGGUCCUGGCAGUGGAAGACAGUUUGCAGACACCUGCUACCAAAACCCCAACUCACUCCAGCUCUUCUGUGUGUGCAGCCAAGGAUACAAAGGACCAAGGUGUGAGGAAUGCGCACCUGGUUACUAUGGCAACCCGAAGGUGUCAGGUGGACGGUGCUACCCAUGCCAGUGUAACGGCAACAUUGACAUGCAUGACCCGAUGUCCUGUGAUGCCCGCACGGGCACUUGUCUCAGGUGCCUGCACAACACUGAGGGCCAGGCGUGUCAGCACUGUCGCCGUGGCUACUAUGGAGAUGCUAGCACCCAAAACUGCCAGAAGUGUAUGUGCCAGCUUUUGGGUACUGACAACCACAAGUGUGUAGAUGGUGAGUGUGAGUGUGACCAGGUGAGUGGGCAGUGCCCGUGUCUACCCAGUGUAGAGGGUCUGCACUGUGACCGCUGUGCCCCAAACACCUGGAACUUCCACGGUGGCAAAGGCUGCCAGCCAUGUCAAUGUCAUCCCACACACUCUUACAGCCUGUCCUGCAACGGGAUGUCUGGUCAGUGCUCCUGUAUGCCAGGUUUUGGUGGCAGGACCUGUGAGGAGUGUAGAGAGCUGUUCUGGGGUGAUCCAGAAGUCAAGUGUUAUGCAUGCGACUGUGACCCCCGGGGCACCUCUACACCACAGUGUAACAAGUUGACGGGAGCAUGUGUGUGUGUGGAGGGCGUCGCCGGUCAGCGGUGUGAUUCCUGUGGGCGGGGCUAUGUGGGAACUUUCCCAGACUGCCAGCCAUGUCAUCAGUGCUUCCGUGAAUGGGAUGUCACUGUGGGCGAGCUGACCAAUCAGACGCAGCAGUUGGUGGACACUGUGGAAAACCUGAAAGUUACAGGCGUGACAGCAGCCUAUCAGGACACGAUAGACAGUCUGGAAGGCGGAACCAAGCAGCUCACUCAAAUACUAGAGGAUGACAAGGCUCAGCAAACUCUUAGAUACUCUCAAGAGCUUCUGCAGCAGGCCAAGAGGAUCAAGUCUGAUCUGGACCGAUCUCUGAACCGCUCGGAGGUGGAUGUACAGCAGGUCUCUGAGGAACACGGCAGGGUUGCUGAGGAGAUCAGAUCACUCAGUCUGGAGACUCAGAAGCAGCAAGAAAGCAUUACUAACACACAGCAACAGGUGCUGCGCAUCAAACACUCCGACCCAGCGGGUGCAGUAGACAGCAUUAAGGAAUAUUACCAGCAGUCAGUGGAGGCGGAGAGCCGAGUCAAUCAGGCCACCACAGAGCCGCACAGCCCAGUGGAGCAGUCAGCUGGUCUACGGCAAGCCACAGAGGCCAAACUGGAUGCUGUGAAGGGAGAGUUUGAGCUCAAACAAUCGCUGGACUCUAAAUUACUGAGCACACUGAACCAGGAGCUGGAGCAAGAUGACUUUUCACAACUCAGCCAGCAGGUGUGUGGUGGAGAGUGGAGCCGAGAUGGCUGUGGAGCAUGUGGAGGUUUGGGGUGUGUGGGUGAGGACGAAGAGCCUCAGUGUGGAGGACAGGACUGUAAAGGUGUGAUUACUGAAACCAACAAUGCAUGGAAAAAAGCUAAAGACCUGGACAAGGACAUCAUGGACUCGCUAAAAGAAGUGGAAAAGCUUCAAAGGAUGGUUUCUGCUGCUCAAGGACGUGCAGAUGAGAGUAAAGUCAGAGCACAGGAUAUCCUGUUGAAGGCCAAUCAGAGCAAAGCAAGAGUUGAGCAGACCAACCAGGAGCUACGAGAGCUCAUUCAGCAAAUACGAGACUUUCUUACAAGUGGAGCAGAUCUGGAGCGUAUUGAAGCACUAUCUGAUGAAGUUUUGAAGUUGAAGAUGCCGGUGGUUGCCGGCGAGCUGAAGAAUGUGACUAGAGAGAUCCAGCAGCACGUGGCCAGUCUGACCGGUGUGGACGACGUCCUGGCUCAAACUUCUGAACAGGCACAAACAGCUGAGAGACUGCUACAACAGGCACACGUCAUCAGUGAGGAAGCUACACAAGUGGGGGAGGAAGUGGACAAGGUGAAGGUGGCACUAAAUGAAUCUGAGCACGCUCAAUCUGCAGCAGAAGACAGCUUGAAAGCAGCCAAGAGUGACCUUGACUACACACAACAACAGAUAACCACUGUGGACUCAGAGACGGUCGCAGCUGAGUUCAUGCUGAGUAACGCCACUCAGCGGUUGCUGGAUCUUGAGAGGAACGUGGGUGUGGUGCGACAAAAGACUCAGGAGAACUCUGACAGUGCAGAACUUGCUCAAAACAAGGCCGAGUACAUCUCUGAGAACACGGAGCAAACCAAACGGACACUGGAUUUAGAGGUGCAGCCUAAGUUCCAGACAGCCCAUGGCCUGAUGGAGGAGAAAGCAGCAGGUGUGUCUGAUGCACGCCAGAGAGCAGAACAACUGCAGCAGGAGGCAAAGAAUUUAGUGACUGAUGCCAACAGCAAAUUACAGAAUCUAAAAGAGCUGGAGCGGACAUUCUCAGUGAAUCAGAGAACUCUGGUAGAGAAAGCACAGGAGGUGGAGGAGCUGGAGAAACAAGCACAGGCCGUGCUACAGGAGCUCAGCCAGAGAGUCACAGUAUACAGCACCUGUCUGUGAAAACUCUCCCCAAAGUGAUUCAUUUAUAAACGCCACAUUAUAGAUACUUUCUAACACUGAAUUACUUUAACCACCCGUCCCCUAAAAAAAUCAUUGUUUUGACAGUAACAUUAAGCUAAGUUGGUAAGGACUCUGACUCUGUUGACAAGCGUUGCAGUUUUCUGCAUGAAGCGACUGAGAUCUGCUGUGGCCCAAAGACACACACACAAUAAAGCACUGUUCUCCUUCUGCUAAGCCACUAUUUCUCAAAUCCUGGUCCUGGAGUCCCACUGCACAGCACAUGAACUUAACUGAGAAGAAUAUUUUCAUAUGAGGGGGAAAUGUAACAAUUGAUAAAGAUGGAUUUGGUAAAAAUGCAGCUGUAAAGGUUGAGCUAAUCAAAAUGCAGUCAUUUGAUUUCAGUUCUAAGAUUGAAGUUCUAUAACAUAAAGCAUGAACCAUGCUUUGAUUUCUGUCCAUGUUCUGUCAUUUUUCAUUCAAUAUCCAUACCAUAAAAUAGCAAAACUAUUGUGUCCAUGUGGAAGUAACAAAUAUUAUUUCUUUUUGAAAUGAAAAAGGCAUGCAUAUUAAAAAGCAAUUUGCUCAUUAGAAAGGUGCUAAAUAUUUAAGCGUGCAUUUCUGAUACUUAUGCCUUGUGCUGAUCUCCUGGGAUUUUCACCCACAACAGUCUCUAUUGUUUACACAGAAAAACCAAAACAUUAAGUGAGCGAUAUUUCUGUGAGUGGAAAUGCCUUGUUGAUCAGAGAGGUCAGAGGAAAAUGGCCAGAUUGGUAACAAGCUUCCAGGAAGGAUAUAGAAACUCAAAUAAUCACUCUUUGCAACUGUGGUGAGCAGAAAAGCAUCUCAGCAUGCACAGAACAUCGAACCUUGAGGUGGAUGGGCUAUAACAGCAGAAGACCACGCCUGUCAGCCAAGAACAGGAAUCUGAGGCCAUCAGGGAAACAGACUCACAGAAAUUGUGCAGUUGAAGAUUAGAAAAAACAUUUACCUAGUCUUUUUUCUAGUCUUCAGCUGUCCAGUAUCACUGAGUCAUUUAUGUGAGAGUUUACAUUUAUGAAAUCAAAUAAUUUCAUAAGAAUUCACUUUGGCAUUCAUUUGCAAUACAACUAUUUUUCAUUUCAUGUGCAUUUUACCAAAUCCAAUUUCUUGUUAUUUUCAUCAUUUGGCACAUUUGGUUGCUAAGCAUUUUGUCCGUCAUCAAAUGAUUUAUUCAACAGUGUGAAUACAAAGGAAAAAAAUUCAAUACAAAGAGAAGGUCAUCAAAGCUGUAGUACAUAACCUUUGGGAAUUUCUGCCCUCUCUAUUAGAAGUAUGUUAUUACAGCAGAAAUAUGUUAUUAUAGUCUGUGCUCGGCUGAUUAGUCAAUUGUUGCAAAUAGCAAACCGAUAAACAUUUAAGAGUUCACAUAAUGCAGUGAUGGGACUUGGUGCAAGAACACUGUAAGGUGUUUUUCAAAGCACACACACAUGGAUUCUUGCCCACGGCUGAUUCAUUCAACACAUUCACAAAUUGGUGUGUUACAGCAGGAAAACACGUGCAGUGUAAACCAUUUCCAAGACCAGGAUUUCCUUUUUUCCAAAACCUAAAUGCAUUCUUACAUACAAGACACACCCAGGCUACUAACUGUUCACCAUUUAAUACAUUAACAAUAUCUAUAGUCCACUGAUAGAGUUCACUGAUAAAGACUGUUUAAAUUUAUAUGUACUAUAUCUAUGUGAUAUUUUACAAGCAUGUGAGACCAAAGUUUUUUGUAUUCAGAAAUGUCUUUUCAAGGUAAAAUAUUUAAAAAUUGCACUCAGUGGUAGACUAUAAAAAAAGGAACAAACAUUGUAGUAGGUUUAAGCUACAGUUUCCUACCUUAUAAGAAAUUGUCUUCUGCUUUAUGAAUGUGUGUGUAACUGAAAUCUUACAAAUAAAUUUGUCUAAAUUACAAAAUCUUCAGAAAAAAAAAAUUACCACUGGAACAGGUUUUAAAGAUGGACUGGUCAAUAUUUUUACUGUCCUUACUAUUAAAUUAGGACCUUGACAUUAAAA